AUGGGUAUGACAUGGGUAAAAUGGGACCAUUUAUCAACAUUUGGCAUUGAUUUGGUUGGAUGUCAAAAUUGGAAAAUUCAAAACGGUUUUCCAUGUAACGCAUACACUGGCGAUACCGAUUGUAACACAAAAUUACCCGUGUUAUGUGCAAAAUUUGAUCAAUCACCAAGACCGGCGUACGGUAUUUACGGUCAAGGAGCUGCAAUGAGUCCAGAAUUUUAUGCCGGUUGGAAUAUGGGUCAUAUAUCAACAACAGUACCUGUUAAGGGAUCAAGUUAUAAAACUUUGUCUGCUGUUGAUAUGUUUUGUGCAACAUCAUUUGGCAAAGGGUGGCGAACGGCAACAUUCCAUGAUGGACAAUUUAUUUAUGGUAUGAACAAUACAGUUUAUGCCGGAGCACAGUGGUCAUUAAACGUGAAAAAAGCUCAGUCAGGUGAAAUAUUGAUAAUAAAUGAAACUCAUGAACCCGACUUAUAUUGGGCAUUACGUGGUGGCGGUGGAGGUUUCUUUGUUAUUGUAACAGAAUUGAAGAUUCGAUUAGUGAAAACUCCGUCACUCGUUACUGUUGUUUCAUCGACGUGGCAUCCAAAUGCAACAAAAUUAGUAAUUCAACGAUAUCAAUGGUUAUUAUUUAAAGAUAAAACAUUGAGUCUAAAUAAUAAUAUAUUCUUAGGAAUGGGUGUAAGUAAAGGUGGUGCACAAAUUUCAAUCACAUAUUUUGGUAUCGUAUUGCGCUACGCCUCGUUUUUGCCGCCGCAACGAAUGGCGCCUGUUCGACGACGACGCGUGAUUCAAUCGAUUCUUUUGCACGUACUACGAAAGAAGAAAACAUUCGAAAAACUAGUCGAUGCCUUCAAACCAAGCCAAUCGGUGAGGAUAGAGCAACUCGUCUCUGAUUAUGUAUUGGGUCAUUUCUUUGAUCGGGCUGAUGAACAAAUGUCUCGAGUGGCUCUGCUGAUGCCGGGAAGAGAAUCCAUCUUUAGUGAAUACAUUCCCCAAUCGAGACUGAGUCACACUCGAAGAUCGAAUGGUGAAGGCUUAACAUUGACUCAGAUGUGUGAUGUUGCAGCAAAUGUAGGAGGUCAAGUCGGUCUGGAAGCCAUUCGGGGCUUUCGUUUACCAUCCGCUCGAUUGACUUACGGACCGUACGAGCAUCAUCCAAUGGUUGGACCGAGUGUUCUCGGUCAACAGACACCGAAUGAAUCGAUUCGAUUGAAAGAUCUUUUGACAGAUGAAAAUUAUUCCGCUGAACAAAUGAUUGAAAUGAUCGAUGAUGAAGAGACUGAAGAGAAAGUUCCACGCGCCCAUCGACAUCCAGCCAAAGGUUCCACCCCAUCACCAACAAAGACUAACAACAAACUGAAAGAUUGGAGAGGAAAAAUUUCUCAACCGAAUUUACCAUAA
Molecule: messenger RNA, 1404 nt
Organism: Didymodactylos carnosus
Lineage: Eukaryota; Metazoa; Rotifera; Eurotatoria; Philodinida; Philodinidae
Source: the annotation of a GenBank genome assembly